AUGUCGGGAGACGCCGGUGAUCAGGUCCGGUCGGAGGCCACCGCGGCGGCGGAUGAUGUCAACGCGGCCGUGCAAUCCUUUUUGAGCGCGUCCGGAGCGCCUGGGAGUGACCUGGAUAAGAGUCAACGGCGACGCAUCGUCGACGCCGCGAACAAGCUCAUCGCCGCCGUCAAGGACCCUGCCGACGAAUGGCUUGAUGCAACAGCACAGGUUGCGCAGUUGGGUGCAAACAGGCUGUUCUGGGAAUGGAAGGUAUACGAUCAUAUCCCGACAGAGGGGAGUAUUUCGUAUGGCGAUUUGGCGACAAAGGUUGAGGCUGAAGAGUCGUUGAUAAGACGAAUCGGAGGUGUUCUCACGUCUCUGGGCAUUUUGGCACAAGUUGGCGAUGACUCUGUCGGCCAUACUAAGCGGUCUCGCAUCUACUUAGAGGGCCAGCCAGCUGGCCAAGUUGUCGGGAUGACAUGGGAGAACGGGAUGGUGCCAUAUGUACAUAUGCCAGCCUACUUCGAAAAGUACGGUCGCAAAGAGCCGCAGACUCUGAACCACGUCCCGGGGACCUACGCGUACGGCACACCCGAAUUCGGGUGGUACGAAAUGUUGCAAAACGACCCGCCGCGUAUGCAGCGAUUCUUUCGCGCCAUGGGACCGAUCGAAGAGAAAAUGCCUAUAGCCGGCGUCUACGACUUUGGAUGGGUGGUCGAAUGGGCAAAGGCGAAUCGGACGGACCGGGCAGUUUUUGUGGAUGUCGGCGCCGGGCGGGGCCAAUCUAUCAAGGCUAUCCACCGGGAGAACCCCGACUUGCCGUUGGAUCGGUGCGUGUUACAGGACCGCCCGGAGGUGGUUGAGGCUGUGAAGCAAACCGACGACGAGGAGAUGAGGCUCGUGAGGAAGCAGGCUAUCGACUUCCAUAAGGAACAACCCGAGAAAGGUGCUCUGAUUUAUUGGAUUCGGCGGUGUCUGCAUAACUACGGCGACAUCAUCGCCACAAACAUGCUCAGCAUCAUCGCCGACGCCAUGGCCGACGACAGCCGUCUGCUGAUCCAGGAAGACGUCAUGGGCAACCCUCCGCAUUACACAUCGGCGAUGCUCGACUUCAUGAUGCUUACUUUUGGUGGUAAACAGCGCUCGCUCGAGUGCUGGACCGAUAUCCUGGGCCGCGCCAAGCUGGAGAUUCGGAGCGUAUCGCGGGGUCAGGGUCCGUGGCGGCACUUGGCUGUGAUUGAGUGCGUCAAGGUCGGGCAGAAGUGA
Colletotrichum truncatum is the source of this 1248-nucleotide messenger RNA. Its product is annotated as O-methyltransferase. NCBI's taxonomy places the organism in Eukaryota, Fungi, Ascomycota, Sordariomycetes, Glomerellales, Glomerellaceae. Gene Ontology annotation, molecular function: O-methyltransferase activity. The record is from RefSeq and is a predicted model, not a curated record.